Molecule: messenger RNA, 1128 nt
Organism: Stylonychia lemnae
Lineage: Eukaryota; Ciliophora; Spirotrichea; Sporadotrichida; Oxytrichidae
Source: the annotation of a GenBank genome assembly
AUGUAUGUAUAAACCACAUAUCUGAACCGCACUUAUCUUAGCGCUCUUUACCAGUUAAUGGGAGUUUUCCCAGAUAACAUUCCUCAUCAUUUGGAUUAUGAGAAAUAUUAGAUAUGUAAGGAAGAUUACCUUAGUCUAUUCUAAAGAAGAUAGAUAGACUGCAAAGACAAGUGUCUCUAGCACUUUCUGAUACAUUAAGUAAACGCCACUCAUGAUUUCUUAUUGCAUGUUGAUGAUGAGAAUUGUCCAAGAUUUAGUCUAGUAAAAGAUAUUAUGAAAGACUCUGCUCAUUACAAAAACAUUACUUCUUGGUUUUUAGAUAAUCUAGGCCCUAGAGUAAGAGAUAUUACUAAAUGGAGCAAUAUUACAAUACCUAAAAUAUUAGUGAAUGUUUGUGGUUAUCUGCAAUGGGCACACUAAGAUAAAUUAGAGUUGAACUUUGACUAUACUAAUGAAGAUUUGAAGCACUGCCAUGCAGUUGGGGAUUCUAAGUUAUAUUUUAAGAGUUAUGGUGCUAAUGAGACUUGGAUCUUAGGUUCUUUUGAGUUCUUAAAGCAACUUUAAGAGUUCAUACAUAUAUUAGAUCAUAAUGAAAAAAGUCAAAAUUAGAUUUUUUGGCAAAAAUACUUUAAUAUGCAUUUCCAUUAGAAUUUACCAAAAGACAAGGUACCUUUAUUCCCUAAAUUUAUUCAUUACGCAGCACAUGCUGAGACUCUGUCUCUUUUUACAGAAGGACUAGGCAUGCACAGUCCAAAGAGAGCAUAGCCAGGUUCCGCAUUAUUUAUUGAGUUUUAUAGAGGGGAUGAUGCUUAAAGUUAUGUGAGGUUUUUUAUAAAAAACGAAAAUGAAGCAGAGUAAUUUAUCAAACCCUCAUGGUAAAAAAAUGAUAAGGCUACUACUUAAGAAUUAUAUGACUACAUUCUCUCAAUAAUUUAUCAAAGAGCUCAUGAUGAAAAUUUUAUAGAGAAAUAAUGUGAAAAUUUGAAUUAUGAUAUUGAAUAGCAUUCAAUUUAUUCACCCGAAAAAGCUCUUAACGAACUGAUUCAAGAAUACUAACUUUAUCCAAACAGUUAUUAGUCCUUACAUGCAUAAAACAUUUAGGAGUAAAGAAUUAGACAUGAUUUAUGA